UGUAACAAAGCUAAAACUCAAUGGUGGACUUCAACCAACACCCACUCUGCUACUCCGCUGGUUUUUGUGUAUAAAUCUUUCAUUAGCUUACUACCUGUUAGUUUGAAGCAGAAUUUAGUUAAUAUCUUCCAGCAUUUUAUUUCAGACGUAGACGAAUGCCAGAUGAGCACUCACAAUUGUAGCGACAAUGCCACCUGCAUCAACACCGAAGGUUCCUUUAACUGUAGUUGCAAACCAGGGUACAGAGGAAAUGGUUACAACUGUACAGGUUGGUGCUUUUAAAACUCUUCUCCUUUUUUUUAUAUUUUUAAGGAUUUUUUAUUGAAAAAAAAAACAAACAAACAAACAAACAACAACAACUUACAACAAAAACAUUUUUUAUCGCUCGUCUGUGCUCAGUCAGUCGCGUGCUAAGGUUUCUGCAGGUUUCACCAAUGUAGGUAGCCUGCAGUCGCAGCAUUUGACCUUGUAUACUGCUCCCUGUCUCUAUUCCGGUUAGUUUUUGUCCCGGACAAUCAUUUCCAACCUUCUUAUGAAAUGAAUAGAGCUCCUAGGUUCAGACUUUUCACGAUUAUAAGUAACGUAAGGAACUACAAUGAGAAUAACAGACAACAAACUUUUAAAAACUAUUAUAAAUAGACUAGUAAUAAGAACAAUUGACUUGAAAAAAGUGCUUCUGGCCUAUGUGUUAUGGUUUUACAGCAAUGAGGAAUUAGUAACGAAUUCGUUACAAUGGGGACUAAGGGGUAUGUAGUAAAUUCGAGACUUUCCGAGAAUGGAGAUUCGAGACCGAGACUUAUAACAAGCGAUUUAUUAAUUCCAAGCUCGAGACUGGAAAAAUCUGAGCGGGAGACUCCAAGCGUCAAAAAUUUCUAGAUAAUGGUACUAAUAAAGCUGAACAAAAUGUCCGAAAUCGUAACUGGAAGCUAGCGAAAGCCCACCGCUAUACUCCUUUGUCUUGUUUACUGAUUUAUGUCUCUUAUUUACUGGCUCAGUUUGGUAAGCUGUGGCAUACAUAAACUCUGAAAACUUCGACUCCAGAAGACCGAAAAAGAAAAAAAAAAACACGACAAAUCCGAGACUCCUAGACCCGUUGGCAUAAAAAUUCGAAACUCAGAGGGCAAAAAAUCACCCUAAAACGAGACUUCGAGACCCAUCUGCUUCCGAGAUUUUGAGAUCGGCCAAAAUUUUUUGAUAUCCAUGCCACGUUUUUUGAAGUACCAUCAGGAUUCUAUAUCCCUAAACUAGGACAAUGAACUGACAGAAGAAAUACAAUUUUAAAAAAACUAGUAAUCUACGUGUUACGAAGAUGAGAUACAAUCAAAUAAAAUUUCGAAGGCAGGUUAAACAACAACAAGAACAACAACAAAAAACAAUAAGUGCUAUAUCCCUUCAGCCUCAUGAAAUAUUGCACUCUCCAUGCACAGUAAUAACAAAAUCACAGGGCGAGCUCUUAAACAGUUUGUAUCGAAUUCCCAUUUCAGGGCUUUUGAGUAGGUAAAAAGGUAUAAAACAAAAAAGGCCGAAAGUACUGUUAAAAGUACCUUUCCCUUCUUCUUCUUCUUCUUCUUCUUCUUCUUCUUCUUCUUCUUCUUCUUCUUCUUCUUCUUCUUCUUCUUCUUUUUUAUUCUUUUUUGUAGAUAUUGACGAGUGUGCCAGCGGCACUGACGACUGCCACAGUUCAUUUGCUUCAUGUACAAACACUGUGGGAUCCUUUAGUUGUACAUGUAACAGUCCCUACAAUGGAGAUGGAAGAACUUGCAAUCUACCGGCAGGUAAUUAUUAG
Molecule: messenger RNA, 1786 nt
Organism: Porites evermanni
Lineage: Eukaryota; Metazoa; Cnidaria; Anthozoa; Scleractinia; Poritidae
Source: the annotation of a GenBank genome assembly